This is a messenger RNA of Dentiscutata erythropus, 509 nucleotides long. Lineage: Eukaryota; Fungi; Glomeromycota; Glomeromycetes; Diversisporales; Gigasporaceae. The record is from the annotation of a GenBank genome assembly.
AUGUUUUCUGAAACUGCAUCUGAAGACAAUAGCUUUUUUGAGUCCUCUAAUAAUACUCUUGUAAGCACAUACACAGAUAAUGAUAAAGAGUUAGUUAGUAUUAAUAAUACACAGUUCGAUGAAAAUGUCUUAGGUUCUGAAUUCAAAAAUUACACUAGCAGCUUGUCUUUAAUCACUACUUCUAUUAAGAUUGAAGUAGGCACUCAGUUUAUCUCUAUGCCAGUUGCUAUUCAUUAUAUAGAGCAAUAUGCUUUUCAAAAUCAUUUCUCUGUUUAUAAACACAAAUGUGAAACUUUCACAAAUAGCAUUUGUAGAAAAAGAGUUCUUAAUCGAUAUGAUACAACAAUGAUUAAAAAUCUUCUUCAACCAAAGUAUCUAAAACAUGUUUUCUUUACUCAAAAUCUUGGAAAUGCUAUUCAGAAAAUAAAACGAGAAAAAGAGAUAAAGUUAAGCAAUACUGCUUCUCUGUUAACAAAACUUUUAGAACUUAAAUUUAAUGAUCUAGCAUG